GUAUUGCGUUUGGACGGCCACGGACUGUGGUAGUGAAACGACCUCGACCAUUGACUCAGGCAGGCAUUGACUAGCGCAUCCCGCCUCGACACGCCCUAGCUAUCCGUCAUCCAGACAUCCAGGUGGCCACAGCCCAGGUCCCAUCCGGGUGCCCGGCCCUUGGAACCGUGUUUCCUGGCCGAACCUCGACCUAAACUGGUGGGAACUACUUUCUUUCCCCCUGGUGUCGGCCGGUGGGCUGAGGCUGAAUGGGCCAGAGGAGCUAGCUCCGAACAAGGGAAUCUCUUUCUCUUUGUAUCUCUGUGUUUCUCUGUGUUGGAUUGAGUCACCGCGGCCAGUCCUAGUAUCCCUUCCUCACUGACUCACUCACUCACUGUCUGUAUGUCUGUAUGUAUGUACUUUUUGGCUGCCAAGGAUUGUGUCUGACAGGGUUUUAAACCUCAGGUGGAUCUCGGAUCUCCCAAGAUGAGUGGACUCACUCAGGAACGGACCCGUUUGGCCCAGGAUAAUGAAUCACGGGUUAUGACCUUCGGAUGGAUGGGAUGAGAACCCACCUGAUCCGGUUCAGACCAAGCCAGCCAGUGAAAAGGAUGGUGACUAGGUGGCCAGGCUACCCUGGCAUCUUGAUGCCCAGCUCCAUGGGUGCAUUAUGAUCUGGCAUCUGGCCGUUGAUCUGUGUGAUCUGUGUGUGGCCCAGCCCUGUAAUCCCUUCUCUGCUUGAGUAGAAUCCACCCUCCCUCCCUUCCUUCCUUCCUUCCAUUGUCCCAUUCUCCCAGUCUCUCUCGUCGUCGUCAGCCUACCUCUAAUCGAGACCAGAAUGUUUUCAAGGCCAGAGCCUGUCCCGCCAUUUCCCCGUUUUUGCCCCUAGUUUUUGCCUUCGGUUCCGACGACCCAGCUGCGCCUCUUUUUUUUUAGCCCGUGACCCACUUUGAGGGAGUUUCUUGCCCCCGUUUUGGGCCGGCUACACUCGUGCUUGUCUUUGGCCCCCUUUUCGCUCGUCCUGUCGUCGUCGUGGUGGUCUAGCCCUUCGUGGGCGUGCCCUUUCGCUCCGGCGAGUGACGCGAACGUCUUGAUUGGACAGCCCGCGCGGGCCGGCUUGGCUCCGUGGUGCCAGGAUCGCCGGCGCCGCCGUUGUGCCCACCGCGACGUGCGCGGCCUUUGUUUGUCUUGUCAAUGUCUUCGACGCACGCGUCGCCUCCCAGGAAGCGGGUCAGGAGCUCAACCAACUCGGCCAUGAUCGGUGAUGCCCACGCCAGUUCUUCCGCCAACGCCUCGGGAGUCGGACCCACCAGUAGUGUGAACGCCCCUUCCACGGCUAAUCUGAGUGACAACGCGGGAAUCCUGGAGCAGCCCGGCAGUCCUCAUUCCGCCUCCGGUGGCGUGGCCACGGCCUCGUCCGCUGCGGCCAACACGCGGAGUAAGAUGAAGUUGAAGAGCAGUGGACGUCGCCACGGCGGGUCCAAUUCGAACAAUGCCAAUUAUUUGGCCGGAAACGCGUCGUUCGCGUCCAAUCCCGAGGAGGAGGACGAUGAUGACGAGUACGAGUCCUUGGAGGACGAGGGUGACAUUAAUGAGACGCUCUUGCGCAAAGUGCCCGUUCGCAAUCAGAAACUCACCGCCUCGGAUCGAGAGGUGGUCCGACUCAUCGGACAACAUCUCACUUCCAUUGGCCUUAAAACGAGCGCCGAAGUUCUCAUGCGCGAGGCCGGUUGCCGGCUCGACCAGCCCAGUGCCGCUGUUUUUCGCCAACAUGUCAUGCAUGGAGAAUGGGCCAUGGCCGUUAAAGCUUUGGAAUCUCUGAAGGCCCACUUGGAGAACCCCGCCAAAAUGGUCGAGAUCAAAUAUCUCCUCCUUGAACAGAAAUACCUCGAACUUCUCUCCCAGAAACGACAAGUAGAGGCGCUCAAGGUCCUUCAAACAGAGCUCACGCCCCUCAAUCACCGCCAGAAUCGAACUCACGAGCUCUCCACGUAUUUGAUGCUGUCCAAGGCCGAAGACAUCUCACGGGUCACCCGUUCUGUACGGGGUGGGGAGCUUUCGGGCAUGGACCUCAUGGAACGGCUCCAGUCUUUCUUUCCGGCUAGUGUGAUGCUACCACCCCGCCGCCUUCAUACCCUCCUGUCGCAGGCCGCCGAGUUCCAGAUCGAUCGGUGCCUGUUCCACAAUUCAUCCUCUGUGCUCAACUCGUUCGAAUUGAGUGGAACUCGGAGUAGUAGUCAGUUGUCUCCCCUGGACUCGUCGUUUCUGGCGUUGGACCAUCAGUGCGAGAAGGAUAACUUUCCCCACGAGACCAUUCAGGUCCUGGCCGAUCAUUGCGAAGAGGCCUGGUAUUGCAAAUUCUCCAGCGAUGGGCUUCGAUUGGCCACCGGCUCGAAAGACAUGACUGUGAUUGUGUGGGACUUCGAUCCGGAGACGCUAACCUUCAAGAAGCACAGAGUUCUCGAGCGGCAACCGCAAGGAGUGUCCUUUUUCGCCUGGAGUCCCGAUAGCACUCGAUUGGCAAUUUGUGGCAUUGAAGACUGCGACGAAAUUGUGAUUUGGAAUAUAGAUGGAUCUGAAGAGGAAAUCAGGGUGUCCCAAUCCUCACAAGAUUCACUGUCCAGCGUCUGUUGGUCCCCGGAUGGGUCAAAAAUCGCUUGCGGUGGGAACCGAGGCAAUUUUUAUCAGUGCAGCACUAUGGGAAAAACAAUUCAUGGGAAGGGAUUCGCGUGGUCUGUCUCCAAUACACACAGGACGGCAAGUCCAUUUUGGCGGCCGACACUCACCACCGAAUCCGAUCCUAUAAUUUUGAUGAUCUCACAGACUUCACCCUGAUCCAAGAGGAUCAUGGCAUCAUGAGCUUCACUCUCGAUGAAAUGGACCGCUAUGCCUUGCUCAAUAUAGCCAACCAGGGGAUUCACAUGUGGGAUAUUGAAUCUCGUAUUCUGGUCCGCAAAUUCGAGGGUGUCACUCAGGGAUUCUGCAUCAUCCACAGCUGCUUCGGCGGCCGAGACCAGAACUUCAUUGCCAGCGGUUCUGAGGAUAAGAAAGUGUACAUUUACCAUAAUAAGCGAGAAAAGCCCAUUUGUGUUCUGAGUGGCCACACGCGCACGGUCAAUUGUGUGGACUGGAAUCCCGUAUAUCCCAAUAUCGUGGUCUCCGCUUCCGAUGAUAGCACUCUUCGAGUGUGGGGCCCCUCGGCCGAGUUUCGCCGAUCAGCCCAAAGUGGAAACAAUAGUCGUCAGUCUAGCCAUUCCUCAAAUACCUCUUUGGCCGGAUCCACUGCUAGUGGCAACAAUCAAAACGGUUCAGUGUCCAAUGGGAUCGUCUGAUUGGAUCCACUGUCAGAGCGGGCACUCCACCUGCAGGGCUCUUGAUCAACGAAAACGUGAAUAUUGUCUGCGGAGACAAGUGAUUUUUCUACUCAUCAAAUUGUUACAUACCAAGGAGAAGUACAGAUCGCAUCUAGUGAGUUCCUCGUUCGUUUCCCAACCUUUAUGGGGAGGUCUUUGGACCGCGCGGUGGUGGGAGAACUGGAGAGAGUGAUCAAAACCCACGUCUACGGUGUUCUUUCAAGCAUUGGUGAAGUGAGACAGUGUGCCCUUGAGAUAGACUUAUUUAGUUCCUUGAGAAUUAGUUUUCAAUUAUUUCGGACUCAGAACUACGGAUCCAUUCGACCACCCAAAUAAUCAUGCGCGUGGGUGCGAUUUUCGUUUUCAGAAACAUCUCAGCGAGCGCUCUUGAAAACCAAGCAACCUCUCAACAUCCCGGAUUCCUCUCCUCUUUGAACAAUUAUUGAAUUACGUUCCUUCUUUUUAAUUAUGUACAAUCUACUUCCUCCUCUGACACUUCUCCUUUCCUUGUUUUUUCGCUGGUGAGCGCUUCACUUUCUUCUUUGAACGUUUUGAAAGGUAGAUGAGCGUUGAGAACAGAUCCUAGAUCCUUUUCAUCAUUGCCAUCGAUCCAAGAGAUUUUUCUAAGCAAACAGUUCUUGUACCCAUCCGCCGCAUUGUAUGACUUCUUGACGUGUUUAUAAACCACACCCACCCACUCUAAUGUCCAUUGUGGAGACUUUCAUAGAAUCCUUAUUCAGCAUACUUAUUAAACUGAAGAAAACUAA
Tigriopus californicus is the source of this 4099-nucleotide messenger RNA. Its product is annotated as WD repeat-containing protein 26-like. NCBI's taxonomy places the organism in Eukaryota, Metazoa, Arthropoda, Copepoda, Harpacticoida, Harpacticidae. Gene Ontology annotation, biological process: proteasome-mediated ubiquitin-dependent protein catabolic process. The record is from RefSeq and is a predicted model, not a curated record. Gene Ontology annotation, molecular function: protein binding. Gene Ontology annotation, cellular component: GID complex.